Messenger RNA from Pocillopora damicornis (cauliflower coral), 1778 nucleotides. RefSeq lists its product as uncharacterized. Gene Ontology annotation, cellular component: nucleus. Lineage: Eukaryota; Metazoa; Cnidaria; Anthozoa; Scleractinia; Pocilloporidae. Gene Ontology annotation, biological process: regulation of transcription by RNA polymerase II. The record is from RefSeq and is a predicted model, not a curated record. Gene Ontology annotation, molecular function: DNA-binding transcription factor activity, RNA polymerase II-specific; RNA polymerase II cis-regulatory region sequence-specific DNA binding.
UCUUUGGAGAGGAAAGGAGGAAAGCACAUUCACAGGUCUUUCCGUUAAAUUUCGCUGAACUUUUUUCCCAAAUUGACAUUCUUAUAAACUCUAACAGCACAUUGCAGUCAGCCGUUCUGUUUUGGUUGCGCGUUUACCUUUGUUCUUUGGUGCUGCUGUAUUUUUUAUGGAAAAAAUGUUUUUUUGUUAUCUCGAAAUUGACUGCGUUCGACACUAGGAUUCCCCCCAUCGUCCGGGAUUACAGAUUACACUGAUAGUGGGUACGUUUUCAGCACGGCAUGUGAACGCAGCGCCGAACGCGUGAGAUAUCGCGUUGAACACCCGAAGAUAAAUUCCAUAACUUCAAGCAACCAUGUAUCAUCUUGUUCCUUCACUGACAAGAAACGCUUUCCUUUUCCCUCAACAACUUGACGGAAGAGUGGAGUGGUACGAAAGGCGGGUAACAUGCGGUCAUCAAGUUAUGCAUAUCUUCGAACCUUCCAAAUAAAAGCUGAAAAGUCAUAGCUUUUGUUGAUGAUCAAAGCCUCGACGGACGAUAUCUUACUAAGGCAGCCACUACAAGAAUUCAAAAAUGGCCGCACGUAAAUUCAUCCCAGGCAGAGAAAGAUUCUGUCAAAAUUUGCCAUCUCCCGAAAAUGUAUCAAGUAGAAGUUCACCCUGUUCAACGGUCUUCUCAGACGACGGCAAGGAUUACUAUGACUUUCAGUUAUACAGCCCCCUUAAUGUCGACUGCGAUUUCCAACUGACACCUGAACUUACCAGACUCGAUAUGGCUUCCUCUGCCAUUGAUUGGCUUGAGAACCUGGAUUCAUCUCUUCAAACAGAAGGAGGUUCACAGACAAAUGUUGCAGAGGAUCACCAGCGUAAUAUGAUGACGUCAUACAGGAACGCAGGUGUGGAUUGUCAAGUUGGUGCUGCUGUUACGUUUUUCAACCCUGUACAACCUAGACAUGCUUACGGUCCUUCUCCAACAGAGGUUGCCACCUUCGAAUGUCAUUUUUCUCCUCAUUCUUACCCAAAGGAUAGGAACAACCUAGAUUCUGUUGAUUGCGUUUCUGAUCAGAAAUGGAAAAGAAGCAGGUACUCUGUCCCGGAUGAAUGCAAAGAUGAGAAAUACUGGAGAAAUCGAUCACGCAACAAUAUGUCUGCGAGAAAAUCUCGGCAAGCGAAGAGAGACAAAGAUCGCUUGGUCGCAAGGAAGAUGGAGGAACUUGAGAAAGAAAAUGCCAUGCUAAAAAUGAUGCUGGCAAAUUUCAUGGUUCAACAUCAGCGGCAACAACAGCGCUCGCUUCCUUGGCAAUAGUUUCUCUUUGAAAAAAAAAACAAAAGUAUUCAUUUUGUAUUAGCCGGCGUGAAAGCAUAGACGUUCCCACUGUCAACUAAUAAAUCACGUAAUUAAAUAAUGUGUGCGUGCGACUGAAAUUAUUUGAAGGUACGAAUACUUACACUUAGCAUCCUAAAGUUAUACCACGACGUAGAACAAGGUGGCAAUGAGACUUCCUCAUUAAAUAUACAACCUUUGCUUUUAUAACGAGUACACAGCCGAUAGGAGACGGAACUCGACAGAGUGUUUCACGUGACGUAACACUUUCAGUUUAAAAGAACGUGUGUGUUUACGUGUGUAUAUUUGAAGGAAUUACAUAAACUCGGUCUGUAAUUGAUGGUUUGGUUUAUAAAUAGCUGCGGUUGACGGCCUUAUCUGUUCUAGCGUAGACUUGACCCUUUAACUCCAAGGAAUGACCAAGACAGAAUUUCUUCUUACUAUAUCAAUACCAUAU